Messenger RNA from Aureococcus anophagefferens, 927 nucleotides. RefSeq lists its product as hypothetical. Gene Ontology annotation, molecular function: microtubule binding; ATP binding; microtubule motor activity. NCBI's taxonomy places the organism in Eukaryota, Pelagophyceae, Pelagomonadales, Pelagomonadaceae. The record is from RefSeq and is a predicted model, not a curated record. The annotation marks the transcript as partial. The transcript has a single exon. Gene Ontology annotation, biological process: microtubule-based movement. Gene Ontology annotation, cellular component: microtubule; kinesin complex.
GUCUUCGACGACGUCGGGCGAGACGUCGUGCUCUCGGCGUUCCGAGGCUUCAACACGACGCUCUUCGCGUACGGCCAGACGGGCUCGGGGAAGACGCACACCAUGGUCGGCGACGACGACCGGCCGGGCCUCGUGCCCUUCGUCGCGACGGCGCUCUUCGCCCUCGAGGCGCGCCGCGCGGCGCGCGACGGCGACGACGGCGACGACGACGCGCCGUACCUCGCGGCGCGCGGCGAGCGGCGCGUCGACGCGGCCUACCUGGAGAUCUACCAGGACCAGCUCCGCGACCUCCUGGGCGACGACGACGACGCGGCGGCGCUGAAGCUGCGGGAGCACCCGAAGCGCGGCGUCUACGUCGAGGGCCUCACGCGGUGGGCGCUCGAGUCGCCGCGGGAGCUGCUGGACCUGCUGGAGGUCGGCGCGGCGCGGCGCACGGUGGCGGCGACGCGCAUGAACCGCGACUCGUCGCGGUCGCACGCGGCGCUCUUCCUGACCUUCGACGACGGCCGCGGCGCGUCGACGCAGCUGACCUUGGUGGACCUCGCGGGGUCCGAGCGCACGCGGAAGAGCGGCGCGAGCGGCAAGGCGGCGCAGAUGCGCGAGGCCUGCGCCAUCAACUCGUCGCUGUCGACGCUGGGCCGCUGCGUCGCCGCGCUCGUCGCCGCGCGGAAGCACGCGGCGGACGGCGCCGCGGGCCCGGCGCCGCCCGCGCCGCCCUUCCGCGACAGCCCCCUGACCUGGCUCCUCCGCGAGGCCUUGGUCGGCGACUCGCGGACCUGGAUGAUGGCCUGCGUCGACGCGAGCGACGCGCAGCGCGGCGAGACGCACAGCACGCUGCGGUACGCGGCGUCGGCCCGGAGCCUCCGGACGCGCGCCAAGGUCAACGCGGACCCCGUCGCGGCGCUGCUCAAGGCCCUGCGCGCCGAG